CUCUCCUCCAGAGAAUUACAUUCAAUUAAACAGAAUUUAGUUCAGCUCAGUUCGAUUAAGAGAGAUUUACUUUAACAGUUUCCAUGUGGGAUCUGAGAAAGUGUCUCCUAUAGAAUCAGAAGCUUGUCCCCCCUCCACUCUCUCUCCCUCGCUCCCUCUCUCGUUCUCACUCUUUCGCUGAGACUUCACCCACCAGCCGAGGAUUUUGACGCGCCACAGACAAACUAAUAAACCCAUGGAGCGUGUGAAUGACAAGAAAACUCAGUGUUUCCAGAGCACCUGACCGUUCAGAGUGGAUGAAGAACAUUUUUCUUCCUCCAUACGUCUGUCCUCGGGUAACCCCUCCGUGAGAUAUUUCGGCUGCAUGAGGAGCCGGGCUUGACAGAUGCGCCCCGUUCCGUCGCUGAUUCCACCGGGAGGAGGUCUGAGCGCACGGCGAAGUGAAGAAGACGAUACUCUCCUAGAAAUGUUCGUGUUUUUUUUUAAGUCUGCGGGGAAUUAACUGUUGAAAUUGGUUUUGAAAACACGCACGCCUUGGCUUUUUAUCUUUUCUUUUUUUCCCUUUUUUUGGGGGGGGGGGGGGAGGUACGGCGUCUGGGAAUAUCAAGUUGAGCUCUGGAAUCGCGGUCGGAGUCAUCUGAGAAGAUGUGAAAUGUAUUUUUUGUGGGAACUAGGAGGAGGAAAAGGCACAAGAUGGGUACGUUGUCAAAGAAUGCUGCCUCUGACUAUUUCUCCUCCUGCUUCGUAGGAUUUUUUGCAGUGUGCUCAGUCAACGUGACCAUGGUGAAAAAAAGUGUUCCCAAAUUCCUUUGCGCAUUCGGCUUAAAGUGGAACUCCAAAUAUUGAUUAUUUUGGACAUUUAUUGCCGAUAAAUUGUCUCUUAGGAGCCUCGAUGUAAAAGUUGGCUGGUUUUAAAAACCAACCAUGAGAAUUUCUGUUUGAUUUUCUUCCUGGCUUUCUGGAAAUGUGAGUCCAGCGGAGACCAGUGCGCACCACACACAGUCGCCAAGGCUUCAACGCAAAGCCCAGUCUUCCGUCGGGGAUCCUGGCUUUGCGCCGCAGCACCGCAGCGCAGCGACGCUUUUUCUCGCCGAAAUGCCUCCGUGUGCACCGAUUCCGUAAAUGGCAAGUGGAUACUGAUUCUCCAUGGUGUUCGCCGGCCAAGUGGAUCCGAGAAGGCGAAACCGCGGCUGUUUUGUUCAGUGAAUCCUGGACACACCUUUUUUAAUGUCAGUCAAGAUCUCAGCUGGGUCGCCAUGACAAGCGAGGAGUGUCCUGUGCCGCUGGGGAGCAUCUCCUCCGCAGGGCCAGGGCAGAGCGAGGACUACAGCUCGGCGCAGGCUGAUGACAUCAUCGAGGAAAUGGGUCCAGGUGAUGAUGUCAGCAUCGGAAGCGACCUAAGCACUCUGGUGGUGCCCUUCCCGGAGCUGGCGCCUGUGGUCUUCUUCUGCCUCAAGCAGACCACCUGUCCUCGCAACUGGUGCAUCCGGAUGGUCUCCAGCCCGUGGUUCGAGAGGAUUAGCAUCAUGGUGAUCCUGCUCAACUGUGUGACUCUGGGCAUGUACCAGCCCUGUGAGAACAUCGACUGCACCUCGGACCGCUGCCAGAUCCUGCAGGCCUUCGAUGCGUUCAUCUACAUCUUCUUCGCGUUGGAGAUGGUAGUAAAGAUGGUGGCUCUGGGCAUCUUCGGCCGUCGCUGUUACCUGGGAGACACCUGGAACAGACUGGACUUCUUCAUUGUCAUGGCCGGGAUGGUGGAGUACUCCCUGGACCUGCAGAACAUCAACCUGUCGGCCAUUCGGACGGUGCGGGUCCUUCGGCCACUCAAAGCCAUCAACAGAGUGCCAAGUAUGCGCAUCCUGGUGAACCUGCUGCUGGACACUCUCCCCAUGCUGGGCAACGUGCUGCUGCUCUGCUUCUUCGUCUUCUUCAUCUUCGGCAUCAUCGGCGUCCAGCUGUGGGCGGGGCUGCUGAGGAACCGUUGCUACCCCGAGGAGAACUUCACCCUCUCCUCAGGUAUGACCCUGCCGGCUCCCUACUACCGGCCGGAGGAGGAUGAUGAGCGGCCCUUCAUCUGCUCGCUGGCGUCCGACAACGGGAUCAUGUCAUGCACCGACGUGCCGGCGAGACGUGAAGGAGGACGGACGUGUUGCCUGGACAAGGAGGACGCUCUGCACAGACAGGCUCUGGGUCUGAGUCCUGAACCUCUGAGCAACGGCAGCGGCGCCGGGGAGGCCAUGGGUCUGUGCAUCAACUGGAACCAGUACUACACCCGGUGCCACACUGGGAGCAGCAACCCGCACAAAGGGGCCAUCAACUUUGACAACAUCGUCUACGCCUGGAUCGUAAUAUUUCAGGUGAUCACUCUGGAGGGCUGGGUCGAGAUCAUGUAUUAUGUAAUGGAUGCCCACUCCUUCUACAAUUUCAUCUACUUCAUCUUACUCAUCAUUAUUGGUUCAUUCUUCAUGAUCAACCUGUGCCUCGUGGUUAUCGCCACCCAGUUCUCAGAGACCAAACAGCGAGAACACCAGCUGAUGCAGGAGCAGAGGGCGCAGUGCCUGUCCUCCUCCACGCUGGCCAGCAUGGCCGAGCCAGGAGAUUGCUACGAGGAGAUCUUCCAGCUGGUCUGCCACGUUCUCCGCAAGGCUAAGAGGAGAUCGGCGGCUUUCUACUACACGCUGAGGGGCAAACCCCCGCCGGCUGGUGGAGGCCGGGGCAACAGACGUGGUGGAGGGCAUGUGAAUGGAGAGCGGCAUCACUCCAGGCACCCGAGAUCUUUCCACUGUCCUCACCAAAGCAAACAAGACCACGAAUCUCAGCCGCUCGCCAACUCCAUCAGCCUGUCCGUCCCGCAGAGUCCCGAGGAUUGUCCAAUAUGUGCAUUAACACUGAAGGAGAGGGGAGACUCUGGAAAUGGAGAGGAGAAUGAGGAGGAUGCUGUCAAGGAGACGAGCAAAGAGGAGAACCACUUGGAGGAGAGGGGAGAUGGGGAGAAGAAGCGCAGGAAGUCGUGCUUCGGGCGCUGCAGAGAUCUUUGGAAUGACAUGAGGAGGAAACUCUGGGGUAUCGUGGAGAGCAAAUACUUCAGCAGGGGCAUCAUGAUUGCUAUUCUCAUCAACACCAUCAGCAUGGGCAUCGAGCACCACAACCAGCCUGAGGAGCUGACCAACGUCCUGGAGAUCUGCAACAUAGUCUUCACCAGCAUGUUCACCCUGGAGAUGAUCCUGAAGCUGACUGCUUUUGGCUUCUUUGAGUACCUGAGGAACCCGUACAACAUCUUCGACGGCAUCAUUGUCAUCAUCAGUGUGUGUGAGAUCAUCGGCCAGGCGGAUGGCGGUCUGUCGGUGCUGAGGACCUUCAGGCUGCUGAGGGUCAUAAAGCUGGUGAGGUUCAUGCCUGCUCUGAGGAGGCAGCUGGUGGUGCUGAUGAAGACGAUGGACAACGUGGCCACCUUCUGUAUGCUGCUCAUGCUCUUCAUCUUCAUCUUCAGUAUUCUGGGGAUGCACAUAUUUGGCUGUAAGUUCAGUCUGAAGACCGAAGCGGGAGACACGGUGCCCGACAGGAAGAACUUUGACUCCUUGCUUUGGGCCAUCGUCACCGUCUUUCAGAUUCUGACCCAGGAGGACUGGAACAUGGUGCUGUACAACGGCAUGGCCUCCACCUCUCCCUUCGCUGCUCUCUACUUCGUAGCGCUCAUGACGUUUGGAAACUACGUGCUCUUCAAUCUACUAGUUGCCAUCUUGGUCGAGGGUUUCCAAGCUGAGGGAGAUGCGAACCGCUCGUACUCGGAUGACGACAGGUCUUCCUGUAAUUUUGAUGAGAACGAUAAGCAGAAGGACCCUCUGCACCUCUCAGACCCAAAGAUCUGCACCCUGACCCCUAAUGGACACCUGGACCUGUCCACGCUGCCUGCUGCUCUGUUUCCUGGGGAGAGGUUGACCUUUACUCUGGGCUCCAGGAAGAAUAGCGUUAUUUCCCUCGGCAGGGCCAACCUUGAGCAGAGGGCUGCGUAUCCAGGUCGGGGUUACCACAACUGGGGCCGCCCGAUGCCUCCCCAGCCUCACGCCUUGUGGGCUCGCCGCUCCAGCUGGAACAGCCUGGGAGGCUGCCGGCCCUGCUCCUCCUCAUCUCCGUCCUCCAGCCCGGCCUUCACCCCCACCUCCGCCAGGCCCUUCUACGGCUACGGCCUGGGGGGUCUUGGAGGGGUGGUUGGAGGCAGCCUUCGUAUCCGUGGUCCCCGUGCUUCCUCGUCCCCGCACCGACACCUCCACCACGUCCAGCCAGACGAAGAGGAGUCCCUUCUCUCUCCACCUGCUGUGGCUCCACACUCCCUCCACCUCCCCCAUCCGAUGCUUCCGGGCUGUUUUGUGCCCAGGAGGGACCGCAGAGCUCUGUCGCUGGAGCUGCCCCACCUGCUGCAGGUUCCAGGAGCUCCACACCCACCACCACCACCACCGCCCCACCACCCGCUGCCUCCCAUGACGCUCCACGCUCAGCACAGGAAGAAGAGCUUCUCUGGAGGGGUGGUGAUCAGCGGAGGUGGGGACCUAGUGGGGGUUCACCAGGACUGUAACGGGAAGACUCCGCUGUCGCAGCUUCUCCAGCCCCCUCCCAGAAUUCAGACUGAGCAGACCGAAGGAGCCCAGAGCCACCUGAUGGCCGACGUCUUCCCACAAGUGAACGCCCGCAGCAAAGACCGAGAGGACCUGGAUGAUGACAUCGAAUACAGUUUGUGUUUCCGCAUCCAGAAGAUGUUGGAGGCGUACAGGCCGGACUGGUGUGAGACCAGAGAGGACUGGUCCAUCUUCCUUUUCUCCCCACAGAACAGGUUCAGACAGAUCUGUCAGUCCAUCAUAGCCCAUAAGCUGUUCGACUACGUGGUUUUGGCCUUUAUCUUCUCCAACUGCAUCACAGUGGCUCUGGAGAGGCCCAAGAUACUACAGGGCAGCUUGGAAAGAGUCUUUCUCACCAUAUCCAACUACAUAUUUACUGCCAUCUUUGUGGGCGAGAUGACGCUCAAGGUGGUGUCCAUGGGUCUGUACAUGGGUGAGCAGGCUUAUCUGAGGAGCAGCUGGAACAUCCUGGACGGUUUCCUCGUCUUUGUGUCUCUUGUUGACAUCGUUGUUUCCAUGACGGGAGGAGCCAAGAUCCUGGGCGUGCUCAGAGUCCUCCGGCUGCUCAGGACGCUGCGUCCCCUCAGAGUGAUUAGCAGAGCUCCCGGCCUGAAGCUGGUGGUGGAAACUCUCAUCACUUCCCUCAAACCCAUCGGCAACAUCGUCCUCAUCUGCUGCGCGUUCUUCAUCAUCUUUGGAAUCCUUGGGGUGCAGCUGUUUAAAGGCAAGUUCUUCUACUGCCUGGGACCCGACGUCAAAAACAUCACCAACAAGUCCGACUGCCUGCAGGCCAACUACAAGUGGGUCCACCACAAGUACAACUUUGACAACCUGGGACAGGCUCUGAUGUCCCUGUUUGUCCUCGCCUCCAAGGACGGCUGGGUGAACAUCAUGUACCACGGCCUGGACGCUGUGGGCGUAGACCAGCAGCCGGUGAUCAACAACAACCCGUGGAUGCUGCUGUACUUCAUCUCCUUCCUCCUCAUCGUCAGCUUCUUCGUCCUCAACAUGUUCGUCGGCGUCGUGGUGGAGAACUUCCACAAGUGCCGGCAGCACCAGGAGGUGGAGGAGGCCAAGAGGCGCGAGGAGAAACGUCAGCGGCGCAUGGAGAAGAAGAGGAGGAAGGCUCAGAAGCUGCCGUACUAUUCCAGCUACGGCAACGUGCGCCUGAUGAUCCACACACUGUGCACAAACCACUACCUGGACCUCAUCAUCACCUUCAUCAUCUGCAUCAACGUCAUCACCAUGUCCUUAGAGCACUACAACCAACCUCACUCUCUGGAUCUUGCCCUGAAGUACUGCAACUACUUCUUCACCUCCACUUUCGUGCUGGAAUCAAUCCUCAAACUCAUCGCCUUCGGCUUCCGUCGCUUCUUCAAAGAGAGGUGGAACCAGCUGGACCUGGCCAUCGUGCUCCUGUCGGUGAUGGGCAUCACUCUGGAGGAGAUCGAGAUCAGCGCCGCUCUGCCCAUCAACCCGACCAUCAUCCGGAUCAUGAGAGUGCUGAGGAUAGCCCGAGUGCUGAAGCUGCUGAAGAUGGCAACCGGGAUGAGAGCCCUGCUGGAUACGGUAGUCCAAGCCCUUCCUCAGGUGGGUAACCUGGGCCUGCUCUUCAUGCUACUGUUUUUCAUCUACGCCGCCUUAGGAGUAGAGCUUUUUGGAGAACUUGUUUGUAAUGAAGACUACCCAUGUGAGGGUAUGAGUCGUCACGCAACCUUUGAGAACUUUGGCAUGGCCUUCCUUACCUUGUUCCAAGUCUCCACGGGCGACAACUGGAAUGGCAUCAUGAAGGACACAUUGCGGGAAUGCCCACCAGACCUGAACCAGAACACUGAUGUGGACUAUGCCUGCAAUCCGAGCCUUCAGUUUAUCUCGCCCAUGUACUUUGUCUCCUUCGUGCUCACCGCCCAGUUUGUGCUCAUCAACGUGGUGGUGGCCGUGCUGAUGAAGCACCUGGACGACUCCAACAAGGAGGCCCAAGAGGAGGCGGAGAUGGAUGCAGAAAUUGAGCUGGAGCUGGCCCAGGGCACCCUCUGUUGCAUGGGCGCCCCCGGUUGUGGGGGUGGGGGGGUGGAUAAAGGACUGGUCGUCGCCGGAUCGGGACCUGGGAGCACCGCCGGGGGGAAGGAGAGAGGAGGCGCCCGAGGAGAGAGGGGAGAUGGAUCGAGGAGGAUGAGGCACGCCGUCUCCUCAGCUCAUCAAGGACCGUACGGAUCCAGAGAGUCCAGCCGGAGCAUGUACUCACCAGCACAAGAGAGCCAGUGGUUGGACAGCGUAUCUCUCCUCAUCAAGGAUACGUUGGAGGGGGAGAUGCUGAUGAUCGACAACCUCUCCGGCUCUGUCUUCCACCACUACUCCUCUCCUCCACCCGUCUGCAAAGACUACAAGGGCCCCCCGCAAGAGCAGAUCAGGAUGGCAGAGAUUGAGCAGGCAUCGCUGAAGUCGGAGCAGCUCUCAGACAAGUCGUCGUCCCCCGCCCUGCCGGACGACCUGAGCCUCGACGAACACACGGCCUUCCAGCUGCUGGCACAAGAGAGCGAGGGAAGGUGUCGCUGUGACUCCCGCAGCUCUGAGGAGGACGCUGGUGGAGGAAGUGCUGGCGGCGUCCUCCAGACUCAGACGGUGGUGCAGAGUCAGGUGCAGGGGUUGGGACCGCCGUGCACGGCCCUCAGCGUUGGCACCGAGAUGGAGACGGCCCUGCAGGAGAUGGAGCUGCAAACACACCAGCCUCACUACAGCCCUGGUGGCGUUUCCAGCAGCAGCAGCAGCAAGGAAAGAAACAGAGAAGGAGGAGGAGGAGCCGGUGGUAUUUCUCCUCUCUUCCAUGUGCCUGCAGAGUUCUUCCAGCCUGCCGGAGCCUCCAUCCCGGUUCCUCCCCGCAGUCGGAGCCUUCGGCUGUCCAGGGGCCUCAGGCUGACCUCCCCGGCCUCCUGGGCCUCGUUCCGCUCUCCUGGAGCCCAUAGAAAGAUGUUCUGUACGCAGUAUACGUCCCACAGUGACUCAUCCCUCGCUACAGGGAGCUCUGAAGGCAGUCUUCAGACCACGCUGGAGGAAGGACUGAGCUUCAGCGUCUCCCCACCACAGAACCCGGAGCUGCCUUUGCCGACGGCUCCGUUGCCCCUCAUGUGCCCCGUCCCGCUGCCUGAAGACAGCACCACCAUCUCCUCUCCGGUCCAGACCCUGAGGCCGAGGCCGAGCUCGUCGUCGGCUCUGACCCUUCAGGCCACCAGGGGGCACCAGCGGAGCCAGAGCAGCGGGCGAGGCAGCACCAGCCCAGGCUACACCCGGGACGACUCCAUCGACCCCUCAGACGAGGACCUGGGCAUCGGCAUCGGAUCGUCCAUCGGUGGUUGUGGCUCCAGCCAAGCGGGGAACAGCGAACACUUGUCGGAGGCGCUGAGCAGCCUGUCGCUGACGUCGCUGCUGUCACCCAGCUCCCUGGUCUACCCGGGAGGAGCAGUUAAGAAAUGCAACAGCACAGGCAGCCUGGACCCAGGGGGGAUGCUGAUGUCUUCCCGGGGCAGGGAGGGUCGCAGGGAGAUUCUGGGCCUGGAGCUCAUGGAUCCCCAGGGCUUCCUGGCCAACCCCUGGACGGGGGUAUUAGUUGAUAUGAGACGAGGAGAAGGAAGAGGGGCGAUAGGAGAUGGAGAGCAUGGGCUGAAAGCGAAAAGCUCAAGCCAAACUACAGUAGGGCCUUGUCGAAAAAACAGAUGAAACCUGCUGUUUUCUUUUUCUUUGUCACUCCAUUCCUUGGAUCUAAACCCAUUGCUGCCCCUCUCGCUCUCUCUGCUUCAUCAGUGAGAGAGAGGUCUGAUGACACAUGAUGUCCUGUAUUCCAAAACCUCAUCUAACCCCCUCAGUCCCUUUCUUUACAUUUGUGACAAGCCCAUGUCCUAUUUUGUGCUACGCAGGGGAGUGGUCUUGGUUCUGGUUGGUGAGGAGGCCUGCAGAGUCGGGCUGAAGACGGGCCCGUCUAAUCUCUGGAGGGUUCUGAACGCAGCGGAAAACCAGGAGGCCUGUUCAUGUCAGGGAGUCAACAGGAGCAGAAACAAAAGAGCGUAAAGACCCAACAGGAAGUCUUGAUGAUGCUCUGCUGUAGUUUCCUUUUCUCUGUUACGGUUCGGGUUCACUGAGGUUGAAAAAUACAAGAACCCAAACCCGAAAUAGCUCCAUGCUAACAGGGGCAGUUUGGAUUUGUUUGUCUCAGAGGCAGUGCAGUGGGCGGAGGAUGGGCCAUGGCGGAAUAUUUCAAGGCGGAAGGAAGACUGGGAAAGGAGAGGGCAGGUCAUUUGUUUGGCUGGAAAAGCAGAAAGCGGAUCUAAUGUCCAUCUGUUCUGGCAGACGGAAACAACAGGUCUUACUCACUCUGGCACUGGACCUUCUGCUGAGAUCAGAGUGAAAUGUGAGGUGGAGGAGAGUUCAGGAAUGUGUGCUGGUGGUGUGUGUUUGAGAGCACUGCCUCAGGUGUCCAAGGCAUGAAUUAAAUCAUUCUCAUCGCUGCACCACACCUCUGUGUUUCUGAAACAGGAGAACGGCAUUGACUGAGUCAGGCUCGGCACGUCUGUCAACUCGGCCGUCUGUGGCGGCAGAAAAUGAAAAGAAAUGAAGCGACUGCAGAGGUAUAACUGUGCAUGGACUGAUUUGUGAAAUUGGUUAUUUUUCUUUCUAUCUCCAGCGUUUCUCGCUCACUCAUGAACACGAAGAAAAUGAGUAUGAAAGGGAGCUAAGUAGGACGGAGCUUUACAAACGCCAUCAGAAGAAACGGGAAUGUGUGCACGGGGCAGCUUUCAGUGCACCCAAACACUUCACCGUGAUUCAUGAAGCGAAACUUCAAGCACACUCCUUUUGAGACCACUUUCUCUCACCGUGUUUAAGGUUUUAAAAUGAAUGGACUCAACCACAAGUGUUGCAAGGGACCUCGACUGCAUGAUGGGAUUGCAUUUAAUCAAGAUUUUUAUCUCUAUACAGAAGUGUAUCAAGAUGUCAAUGUUGGGUGAUGACCAUGUGAUUUCUAUUCCACUAUUUUUGUAGAAAAGAGAAUAGGCACGUGCAAGUGUUGCCGUUAGUCUGUCCUUAUUUCAUUUAACCCAUGCAGUGUCUUUGACUUGUUGUCUAGGACUUUUUGUCUGCCAGUGGCUUCCAGUUUUAUAACAUUUUCUAAGGUGUGGACAGUGUAUAAAACAACGAAGCAAAAAAUUUCAAACAAAAUCUGUGCGCUGAAGUGAUUGUUCCCUCCAGCACAUUUCUCUUUGGGAACACUGGUUCCUCUUGGAUUUUCUUUCCAGAUGUUGGAGCCUCAGAGGACAACCAGAGAUGGGAACAGCCAUAUCCACUCACCACACGGGACUGUCUCGCUUCCUGCACACAGGGAACUUUGUUUGCUUUUAGCCUCCUAUGCUAAAAACCACAAACAGCAUAAACCAUCUCUACGAAAGCUUUAAUUUGAGAGUUACACCACAACAUAUCGAUUCUGGGCACAUUAGUGCUCCUUAAGCAUGGUUUUGGGGAUUGCAAUAGAGUAUGCUUUUUCUUGACCCCUGAUGCACUCAUCUUCUCUUCCCCAUCUCUUCACACGUAUAGUUGUAGCAACCCUUUCACACAGCAUAGUUUGAUAUCGAAGCUGACACUGUAACGAACAAAGCUUUGCAUCUUUUAAUGCAAACUGAUUUUGACUUCCGUCCUUCGCUUACGUGCUCCAUCCAAAAGGGAGACGCUCAUCUUUAAGCCUGAUUUCUAGAGGUAGACUGUUGUAUCCCCAGUGUUCUCAUCAUUACCUUACUUUUGAAUUUCUCAAAAAAGAAUGAGGUGAUGUGAGAAAAUCCGAGGGUUUGACCUUUUUUAUCAUGCAAAAUCACUUUGAUGACUAUGUUUUAUCACACGGUGUUGGGUACUAAUGAGUGCGACGGUGUGCGUGUGCGUGUGCGUGUGCGCGUGUGCGUGUGCGUGUGCGUGUGCGUGUGUGCGUGUGCGUGUGCGUGUGCGUGCGCGCGUGUGCGUGCGUGUGCGUGUGCAUGUGUGUUUAUGACUUCAGGUGAAGUGAUUUGCCUUUUCCUGAAGUGUCCUGUUUGUCAGUGAGGAUACCUGAGGUUAAAGGUUGAAGAGGGAAGACACAAAGCAACCAAGGGCUGUUUUAGCUUCAAAGAUAUAUCCUUCUAUCUUUCUGAGACAAAUCCUUGUGUCAAUGAACAUGGCAUCAAAGGUUAAAGCCUGACUUACACAGCAAUAAAUGUUCCAUGUGUAUGCCCUGCGUAAAAGAUGUCAAUGUGAUUUUUAUCUCCUCAGAACACAACAGUAUUCAUACUGUCUGUUUGUUGCUUCUACUUGUCUGAACUUACAACCAAUCAGAUAGCACCUCUGCCCUCUCAGAGACCAGUCAGCUACAGAGAUGGGCUCCAAUUGGACAACAUGAACAAAUGAGGUUAUUGAACUCAGGUCGGGGGGUAAAAACCACUAGUAAAACAUUUUAAAGAUAGCUGUAAAGUUGUGCUCAGGCAGAAUACGAAGCAAAUUUUUCACCUUGCUUUAUUCGCACAAAUGUGACUGCUGGAGUAUUUUUCUGUACACGACAACCAGCUAAAGCAGCAGGCGUUGGCUGGGACGAUGAGCAGUGUGCCUUCCUACAGGAUGUGUGUACUACAGACCGACUUCAAAAACUCACCAGUUGUUUCUGUCAUUUGCUCUGCAGACUUUUUUCUCCCGUCUCAUGUGUAUUCAUGAGUACAACUGCUCGGCAGAAGCACACAUUCUUUGCUGAAGUUUCAGCGGCUCUUGCGUUGUUGCUUCGAUUCAUGCUGCCUUGAUCAAACCCGUCUCCACCUGUGCACUGCAUCACUAUGCAGUCCUGCUGCAACUAAAAUUUGCUUCGCCUUCAGUCUGAACACACCUUAAGAGUGUACAAUUCACAUUUGUACAUAUCUUUGUAUUUUGAUCUGCAUGUGUGCAUUGCUGCCAGUGACCAUGAAUAUAUAAUUAGUAUGCAUUUCAUAAACUUGUACAGUUCAAGGGAAUGCCCCAUUGUUUUUGACUGCUGCUAUGAAACCACUAAAAAUCCA
Acanthochromis polyacanthus (spiny chromis) is the source of this 11665-nucleotide messenger RNA. It is a transcript of the gene cacna1ia, whose product is annotated as calcium voltage-gated channel subunit alpha1 Ia. Gene Ontology annotation, molecular function: voltage-gated sodium channel activity; low voltage-gated calcium channel activity. The transcript has 37 exons. Gene Ontology annotation, biological process: membrane depolarization during action potential; sodium ion transmembrane transport; neuronal action potential. Gene Ontology annotation, cellular component: plasma membrane; voltage-gated calcium channel complex; neuron projection. The record is from RefSeq and is a predicted model, not a curated record. Bases 1257 to 8327 code for a protein of 2356 amino acids. Lineage: Eukaryota; Metazoa; Chordata; Actinopteri; Pomacentridae.